GAAGCAUCGCGAGAAUUGCUCCGGCCCGCGCGGCGGUAGCGGCGGAGGCUCCGUGGCGCCUCCCGAAGGUGUCGCCGGACUCUGCUGCCUCGCCGCCGCUGCGGCAAUGGCGGCUCCGCUGGCGUCGCCCGGCCUCCGCAGUCGCUUCGAGCAGGAGCAGGAUCGGGCUGUCCGCGCGCUGGUGCGCAGCGUGACCGGCUUGCCGGAGGAGGAGCCGGGCGGCGGCCCGUUCCAGACGGCGCUGAAUUUCGCUUGGUCCAACUUCAGAUUUCACCGUUUUCUUGAUGUGAACAGUCACAAAGUGAAGAGGACAAUAGAAGGAAUACAUGAGAAAUUGAUAGUUCAUUCUGACCUUGGAAAAGCUGCAAGCUGGAAAAGACUGACAGAAAAAUUUCUGAACUCGCCACUUCCCGGUGUUGAAGAAACAAAGACAGAUACCCACUACUCCAUACUGUCUCUUCUGUUGUGUUUGUCUGAUUCUCCGUCCAACACCACCUAUGUGGAGAAACCGAGAGACAAAGAAGUGGAUUCCUUUUUGAAUGAUCUCUGCACAUUCCCUCGGCGGUGUUUUGAAUGCACUUUCAGCCCAUUCCAGGAAUGUGAAUAUGAAGAGGUUAUCUCAAACAACACUAAUUACAAAAAGGAAGAAGAAUUUGAUUGGGGAAAGUAUUUGAUGGAAGGAGAAGAAAUUUACUUUGGCCCCGGUGUAGAAACACCAGAUUGGUCUGAAGAAAGUGAAGAGGAGGAAGAUACUCAGCCUUUGAGCAGGGAGGAUUCAGGUAUUCAAGUGGACAGGACACCUUUAGAAGACCAAGAUCCAAAUAAAAAAGCAGUACCUAAUGCUUCCUGGAAAGUUGGUGAACCUGAUGCUCACAGCUGGCUGGAGCAGCAUGUAGUUCCUCAAUACUGGACAGGAAGAGCUCCUCGCUUUUCUCAUAGUUUGCACUUGCAUUCCAACCUGGCUGCAGUCUGGGACCACCAUUUAUAUACCAGUGAUGCUUUGUAUGUGCCAGAAGAAAGAACUCUAGUCACUGAAACUCAGGUUAUACGGGAAACUCUUUGGCUACUUUCAGGAGUGAAAAAGCUUUUUAUAUUUCAUCUGAAUGAUGGAAAAGUGGCUGUGCGGAAUGAUAUAAUUGUAACUCAUUUAACCCAUAAUUGCCUGAGAUCUGUGUUGGAACAGAUAGCGGCAUAUGGUCAAGUUGUGUUUAGACUACAGAAGUUUAUUGAUGAAGUGAUGGGUCACAGUCCAGAAAGCAUAAUACAUGGAACAGUUUCCACUCCAAAGAAAACUACCGAAGCCCCAUUCAGAACCUACCAAGCUUUUAUGUGGGCCUUGUAUAAAUAUUUCAUUAGCUUUAAAGAAGAACUUACUGAAAUUGAAAAAUGCAUAAUCAACAAAGAUAAAACAGUCACACUUUCAAUAGUAAUAGAUAAAUUGUCUCCCCGACUGGCACAGCUGAAGGUGCUUCACAAAGUUUUCAGCACAGGAGUAGCAGAAGUGCCACCUGACACUAGAAAUGUUGUGCGAGCAUCUCAUCUGCUUAAUACUCUCUACAAAGCAAUUCUUGAAUAUGACAGUGUUGGAGAAGCAUCUGAGCAAACGGUAUCUCUUCUGUUCUCUCUCUGGGUUGAAACUGUGAGGCCAUACUUACAGACAGUGGAUGAGUGGAUAGUCCACGGUAAUUUGUUUGAUCCUGCAAAGGAAUUUAUCAUUCAGAGAAACAAAAACGUUCCAGUUAAUCACAGAGACUUUUGGUAUGCUACCUACACGUUGUAUAGUGUGUCAGAGAAGACAGAGAAUGAGGAGAAGAUGAGUGAUAAUGCCAGUGCCAGUUCUGGGAGUGAUCAGGCCCCUUCAAGUGGGCAACACACCAUGGUCUCUUUCCUGAAACCUGUGCUGAAGCAAAUCAUCAUGGCUGGAAAAUCCAUGCAGCUGUUGAAGAAUCUUCAAUGCAAAGACAGCUCUCCAGAGCAGGCCGCAUCAAGAGAUGCUGAACGAAAGAGUUUGUAUACACUCUUCUUGGAAUCGGUGCAGUCCCGCCUGCGGCAUGGGGAAGAGUCUGUUCCAGACAUUAUUACAGAACAGCAGGCCACAAAGCAGAGCCUGAUAAAGAUGCAGUCUAUAGCAGAAAGACACUUGGAACUGGAUGAUGUCCAUGACCCACUGCUGGCUAUUAAUUUUGCCAGAUUGUAUUUAGAACAGAGUGACUUUCAUGAGAAGUUUACUGGUGGAGAUGUUUGUGUGGAUAGAUCCUCAGAAUCCGUGACCUGCCAGACUUUUGAACUGACAUUGAGGUCUUGCCUUUAUCCACACAUAGACAAGCAAUACUUGGAAUGCUGUGGUAACCUAAUGCAAACUUUAAAGAAGGAUUAUAGGCUUGUAGAAUAUUUGCAGGCAAUGAGAAACUUUUUCUUACUUGAAGCUGGAGAUACCAUGUAUGACUUCUAUACAUCUAUUUUUGACAAAAUUAGAGAAAAGGAAGCUUGGCAGAAUGUUUCUUUCUUGAACGUUCAGCUUCAAGAAGCAGUUGGGCAACGCUAUCCAGAGGAUAGUUCAAGGUUGUCUAUAUCAUUUGAAGCUGUUGAUACAACAAAGAAGAAACUCCCUGUUCAGACCUUAGAUGGCUUGACACUGAGUUACAAGGUUCCUUGGCCUGUGGAUAUAGUUAUAAGCUUAGAGUGCCAAAAAAUUUACAAUCAAGUUUUUCUGCUCUUACUGCAAAUAAAAUGGGCCAAGUAUAGUCUAGAUGUUCUACGAUUUGAUGAACUAGUCUGCGCUGCAGAAAAUCCACAGGUUAAGGAAGGACCUUCACUAGAACAAGGAAUGCCUACUGUAUUUGGACCGCAAACAGAAAGUAUAAAACAACAGAUACAUCGCAUGUUCCUCUUAAGAGUGAAACUUAUGCAUUUUGUUAACAGCCUGCACAACUACAUCAUGACAAGGAUUCUUCACAGUACAGGCUUGGAGUUUCAGCAUCAGGUAGAAGAAGCCAAAGAUUUAGAUCAAUUGAUAAAGAUUCAUUACAGAUAUCUGUCUACAAUUCAUGACCGCUGCCUCCUGAGAGAAAAGGUGAGCUUUGUGAAAGAAGCUAUAAUGAAAGUGUUAAAUUUAGUGCUGAUGUUUACAGACCGUUGGCAGGCUGGUUUGGGGGCUUGGAAGAUGGAAUCCAUAGAGAAGAUGGAAUCUGAUUUUAAAAACUGCCACAUGUUCCUUGUAACUGUUCUCAACAAAGCUGUCUGUCGAGGCUCUUUUCCUCACUUGGAAUCUUUAGCUUUGUCACUGAUGGCCGGCAUGGAACAAAGUUAACACCUGAGUCCAUUGAAUUAUUGAAGAACUGAAAGGAGCAUUUAUGUGGAAACUCACUUAUUAAAAAACUGUAAGCAUUUUACACUCCAGUUUAAAUGUAUAUAGGUAAAUGAUUCUGAUAGUUUGGAACUGUGUAAAAUAUUUUAAAAUGUAAAUAAUGUACAGAUAUUGAAAUAUAUUGAUUGUUUUGGCAGCAUUUUUCUCUAUAUGUAUAUGGCUCAACAUCAAAAAACAUGUACAGUUUGAAAUUCAUUCUGUGUAAGCAAUCUUACUUGUAAAUGCAUAAAAUUAAUUUUAUGCUGUAAAAACACUCAAUUUUGUUUAAUGAUUACUAAUUUACAUUUUUCAGUGUGGUGUGGUUCCGGUCUUAAUCAAAAUGUGAGUUAUUUUUUAAUGUUUUUUUCCUUUGCAAGAAAAGGCUAGGAAAUAGGAAAUAUUCAUCUGAUUUCCUUAAUGAUUCUUAAGGACUCUUUGGGACCAGUUAUGACUGUUACAAUCAGCUAAUGUAAAAAAUACAAAAUUAACUUCUCAAAAUGGAUGAUUUCAGACCAUAAACCUCAAGUGAUUUUAAUGUUAAACUCUCAAUUAUCUACUAAUUUUAGUAGUAACUAAUGUCAGGUUAAGUAGGAUCAAGAUGACAUUAUCUAAUAUUAAACUAUUGGAUGGUUGAGAUGCUUCAAAGUUGAUCAGAUAGGGCUUGAUCCUUCUUGUAAGCCGUUUGCAAGCAAACCUUACAUCUCAUGCUUUUGUGAAGUGGUAGAUUGUAAUACAGAAAGGUAUGUUUUUGGAGAAAUAAACAUGAAAUAUGUUCUGCACAAGAUGGCCUGCUUUGUCUUUUCCCCAAGAAAAUUUCUCUGGAAUUCUGGCAUCACAAUUUAAAAGGAGAAAACCUAUCACAGAUGUUUACCUAUUUAUUUAGUUGGAUAAAUAAAAGAUUUAGUAAGUGUA
Messenger RNA from Pogoniulus pusillus (Red-fronted tinkerbird), 4258 nucleotides. It is a transcript of the gene TUBGCP5, whose product is annotated as tubulin gamma complex component 5. Gene Ontology annotation, cellular component: equatorial microtubule organizing center; spindle pole; gamma-tubulin complex. Gene Ontology annotation, biological process: spindle assembly; meiotic cell cycle; mitotic cell cycle. Gene Ontology annotation, molecular function: gamma-tubulin binding; microtubule minus-end binding. The transcript is spliced from 24 exons. The record is from RefSeq and is a predicted model, not a curated record. The coding region runs from base 107 to 3310 and encodes 1067 amino acids. Lineage: Eukaryota; Metazoa; Chordata; Aves; Piciformes; Lybiidae.